CGUGAUGACGUAGUUAGUGUACGAGAGCAGCAGUUAGCGCGAGGCGGAAGAUGCAGUCAGAGGCUCCCAGUGUCCUGCUGCUGGAGGCCUUCUACGGCGGCUCCCACAAACAGCUGAUCGACCUGCUGCAGCAAAACAUCGACCGCUGCGCCGUCUUCAAGCUGCCCGCUAAGAAAUGGCACUGGAGGGCGAGAACGGCGGCGCUGCACUUCAGCCAAACUAUCCCCACCUGUACUUCAUACAGAGUCCUGUUCAGCAGCUCAGUCCUGAACCUGUGUGAGCUGGUGGCUCUCAGACCAGAUCUGGCCCACCUCAAGAAGGUACUGUACUUCCACGAGAACCAGCUGGUUUAUCCGGUCCGCAAAGACCAGGAGAGAGACUUCCAGUAUGGAUACAACCAGAUCCUCUCAUGGUAAACAUGAUCCACCACAUCCUCUGAUAGUAAA
Molecule: messenger RNA, 446 nt
Organism: Plectropomus leopardus (leopard coralgrouper)
Lineage: Eukaryota; Metazoa; Chordata; Actinopteri; Perciformes; Serranidae
Source: RefSeq, a predicted model, not a curated record